This is a messenger RNA of Lagopus leucura (white-tailed ptarmigan), 567 nucleotides long. It is a transcript of the gene SLC35A4, whose product is annotated as solute carrier family 35 member A4. Lineage: Eukaryota; Metazoa; Chordata; Aves; Galliformes; Phasianidae. Bases 50 to 361 code for a protein of 103 amino acids. The record is from RefSeq and is a predicted model, not a curated record. The transcript has 3 exons.
GGCGGCGCGCAGGGCGGAGCUCCCGCCGGGAGGGCGGGGCGGCGGCAGCAUGGCGGACGAUAAGGACUCGCUGCCCAAGCUGAAGGACCUGGCUCUGCUGAAGGGGCAGCUGGAGAGCCUGCAGCGGCGCGUGGAGGACGAGGUGCACGCCGGCGUGGGGCAGGGCGGCUCGCUGCUGGCCUCCCCGUUCCUGAAGGGCUUCCUGGCCGGGUACCUGGUGGCCAAGCUGCGUUUCUCGGCGGUGCUGGGCUUCGCCGUGGGGACGUGCACCGGCAUCUACGCCGCGCAGAACUACGCCGUGCCCGACGUGGAGAAGACGGUGCGGGACUACCUCAGCUCGCUGCGGAAAGGAGGGGAGUAGCGGGGCCGCCCGGCUCCCGGGGCGCUCGCAGACUGACCCUGCCCGGUGUUCGGUUCUCCCCCCGUCCGGUGCGUCCCGGGGAGGCAGAUCUGCUGCUCUGUCGGCAGGAGCGAAGCUGCUCCUUUCCGCCGCACGGGGAGCGUGGCAGGUAACGUCCUCUUGUAGUCGGGCUCAUUAAACUCGUGGCGUUUGGUCUCUUCUGAGUA